Lodderomyces parapsilosis is the source of this 627-nucleotide messenger RNA. RefSeq lists its product as uncharacterized. Lineage: Eukaryota; Fungi; Ascomycota; Pichiomycetes; Serinales; Debaryomycetaceae. Bases 1 to 627 code for a protein of 208 amino acids. The transcript has a single exon. The record is from RefSeq and is a predicted model, not a curated record.
AUGUCAACUUCGAACCCUUUGCAAAACAUUCCCACUCCAGAACAAUUUCAAAAAUGUAUCAACUUUUAUGAAGCUGAUCAGAGAUUAGAUCAUAAGGAUAGAGAAACAAUUGCUGUUCAAUUGCAAAAAAUCUCAAUCAAAUCGAACCUUGUUGGUUAUACCACUGGUAUGUUGGGGUUCUUUAGUCCAACUGUUUACAUUAGACUCAUUAAAAAGCCACUCAUCACCCCGACCCCAUUCUUUUUGAUUCAAUAUCCAUUCUUGUCUUUAUGUUUUGGAUUUGGUACAUUGAUUGCUGGUAACUAUUAUUCAGGAAAGUACUUUUUCAACAAAACUAAAAAGAACCCAGCAAAUUUCCCAAACACUAAUGUCGCCAAUGUUUGGAAGAACAUGAGCUACCAAAAUGCUGGUGCAUACACAUUGUAUUACCUCAGAACAACCUUCAAUCCAAUGUUUAUCAUUAGAGACCCAAGAACUUGUUCUGAUGAAGCAUUGAUUGAUGCUAAACAAACGGGUCACUUUACUGAUACCAUUGGAUUGGGUCACACUGAUUCUCAAGUCCACAAGUACCCCUUGAGUACCUGGGAUAAGUUAAAGAUGCACCAUGGUUUGGAUAUCAGCAAGUGA